AUGGAAGGCGAAGAUGUGGCCAAAGUCAGCAUCAGCGCACGCGCGACAAGAGCAAGUGCCAGAGCAAAAGCAGCACCCAAGACCAGUGUGAAGCGCUGCGCUGAGAGCGAGCCUGAAGUCGAAGACGGUGAUGACGACGAACUGGCCUUGCGAGCGCCGUCCGCGAAACGACGCGCGGUGUCCAGUAAGGUGGUUGUCGAAAUCCCUGUGAGAGCGACUAAAGGCAAAGCAAAAGCCAAGUGUGAUGCAAUUGAACCAGCAAUGCCUUCGAAGAGUAAGGGCAAAGCCAAGGCCAAGGCGGUGGAAACGCCCCCUCCGUCGGACGACGAUGAAGAAGAACUCAUGUCCGACGACGAAAAUGACCCUAUGGACGUCGACGAGUCUGAUUUGAGUGGUUCUGAGUUCGAACCGGAUGACAGCGAGCAGGACGAAGCAAUCAUGCUCGGCGCUGCUGUACGCCUUUCUCUUCAGACUUUGUCCCAGAAUGGUGCUUCAUCGUCGUCCAAUCGUAUAAACGGCGCCGACCCUGCUGCCGUAUUGCGAGCUGCUGCUGCCGAACGCCGUCUCGCGAGGAACAGCAAGUUCGAUGUGGACGACUUCGUGGAUUACGGCAGUGACGAUCUCGACGCAUCAUCUUCUGAGGAUGAACCUCUCUCGAAAGGCAAAGUUAAGGUGUCGAGCUCGGUCAAGAAGUCAAUGACUAUCUCCGAAUUGAAUCGUGCUCGAAGACAAGGGCGCAAGACCUUUUUGGCCGCGCGGAAGGAGAACAAAAAGGAAGGGAGGGCGUUGAUGCUGAAGCUGGGCAGGAGCUUGACCCAUGCGGAAAAAACGACUGUGGCCUUGCACCGUAAUCAUCCGGAGCUCAGAGAUGUGUGGGGCGACUUGGAGAAAGAUAUACCAAUUGCGGAGCCGAAGAAAGCUGAGCAACCCAAGAAUCUCAAAGUAACUUUGCUACCUUUCCAACAAGAAAGUUUGUAUUGGAUGAGGAAUCAAGAAAAAGGCAUCUGGCAUGGUGGCAUGCUUGCGGACGAGAUGGGAAUGGGCAAGACCAUCCAAAUUAUCUCGUUGUUCGUCAGCGAUGCUUGCCGACCUAAUCUCGUCAUUGCCCCGACAGUUGCCAUCAUGCAGUGGAGAAACGAACUCGAGGCUCACACUGAGGGUCUCAAAGUCCUUGUAUGGCAUGGAUCCUCUCGGGAAUCUGACGUCGAGGCGUUGAAGAAAUACGAUGUUGUGUUGACGACAUAUGCAGUGUUGGAGAGCUGCUUCCGCAAACAGCAAAGUGGGUUCAAACGCAAAGGAAUGAUUGUCAAGGAGAAAUCUCCAAUUCACCAGAUUGAAUGGAAACGAAUUGUCUUGGAUGAGGCUCACAAUAUCAAGGAGCGCUCAACUAACACUGCCAAAGCGGCCUUCGAGCUCAAGGCUAAAUAUCGGUGGUGCCUCUCUGGCACCCCUUUGCAGAACCGUGUCGGAGAGCUGUACAGUCUUAUCCGAUUCUUGGGCGGAGACCCAUUCUCGUACUACUUUUGCAAACUUUGCGAUUGCAAGUCCUUGCAUUGGAUUUUCAGUGAUAAGAAAUCCUGCGAUGACUGCGGCCACAGCCCGAUGCAACAUACCUGCUUCUGGAACAAUGAGAUCCUUACACCCAUCCAGAAGAAUGCCAUGCAUGGGCCUGGCAAGGAUGCAUUCAAGAAGCUCAAGAUUCUGCUGGACAGGAUGAUGUUGCGCAGGACGAAACUGCAAAAGGCGGACGAUCUCGGUCUGCCUCCUCGAACUGUUAUCGUCCGACGCGACUACUUCAGCCCGGAGGAGAAAGAGCUCUACUUAUCGCUUUUCUCUGACGCGAAGCGUCAGUUCAACACCUAUCUAGACCAUGGCACUAUCUUGAAUAACUACUCAAACAUCUUUAGUUUGCUGACUCGUAUGAGGCAAAUGGCCUGCCAUCCCGACCUCGUCCUUCGUAGCAAGUCGAACACCAACAAGUUCCUUCCUGACGACGCGGGCGAAGCUACAGUUUGUCGCAUCUGUAACGAGAUCGCAGAGGACGCGAUCCAAUCGAAGUGCCGACAUAUCUUCGAUCGAGAGUGCAUCAAGCAGUACCUGGAAUCUUCAUUCGAAACCAACCCUGAUUGUCCCGUGUGCCAUGUUCCACUGACCAUAGACCUCGAAGCACCUGCUCUCGAGAACGAAGAGAGCGUUCAGAGCACGCGCCAAGGCAUCCUUGGGCGUCUCAACUUGGACAACUGGCGUUCUUCUUCAAAGAUAGAGGCGUUGGUCGAGGAGCUCAGCAACUUGAGACUCCAGGAUGCGACUACGAAGAGCAUCGUUUUCAGCCAGUUCGUCAACUUCUUGGACUUGAUCGCCUUUAGGUUGCAGCGAGCUGGGUUUACUAUUUGUAGGCUGGAAGGAACGAUGUCACCUCAAGCUCGAGACGCUACUAUUAAGCACUUCAUGAACAACGUGGACGUGACUGUCUUUCUCGUUAGUCUGAAGGCAGGCGGAGUAGCCCUCAAUUUGACCGAGGCCUCUCGUGUGUAUCUUAUGGAUAGUUGGUGGAACCCUGCUGUUGAAUAUCAGGCCAUGGACCGAAUCCACCGGCUUGGUCAACGAAGACCGGUGCAAGCCAUCAAGCUUGUUGUCGAAGACAGCAUAGAAAGUCGUAUCGUACAGCUUCAAGAAAAGAAGAGUGCCAUGGUUGAUGCGACGCUCUCAACCGACGAUUCUGCCAUGGGCAGACUUACACCGGAGGAUCUUGGCUUCCUGUUCAGAAUGGGUCUCCGUGGAGCGAUCUGGUAUAGAAUCUUCUUUCCUGUGCUUCCUGAUCGAGGACAAGGUGCCGAGUCGGGGAAUUUGCAAUUCGACGGAGAAGUGUCGCAAAAAGGCAUGUCUGGGCAGGAGAAAUUUGCCGGGCGCCUCUCGACCGUAUCCUCCUAUCCCUCGCACAACGUCCCCGUACACCCCUCAUCCUUGCUUCUUGACUUCACGAUGAUGGCCUCGAAGGAGUACACUUGGGAGGAAAUUGCUCAGCAUAACAAGGAAGGCGACGUCUGGGUCGCUAUUGACGCGAAGGUUUAUGACCUCUCGAAAUUUGCCAGCCUGCAUCCCGGAGGCGCGAACGUUAUCUGGGCUGAAUCCAUCGCUGGGAAGGAUGCUACUCAAGCUUUCUUUGGUCUUCAUCGACAUGAAGUCCUCCUGCGUCCGCAAUACAAGCGACUCCAAAUUGGCACCGUCCAAGGCCAGAGCGAAGUAAUCAGACCACCACCACCUGGGGCCACGAGCAAGGUGCCCUAUGGCGAGGCAUCAUGGCUCACCCAGGGCUACUUCAGCCCAUAUUAUUCGAAUAAUCAUAGGAAAUUCCAAAAAGCAAUCCGCGAAUUCAUGGAGACCGUCGUUAAACCCGAAUCAAUCAAGUGUGACGAGUCGGGCAAAAAGAUUUCGCAAGGGGUGGUUGACAAGAUGGCCGAGUUGAAUAUUAUCGCUAUGCGUCAAGGUCCUGGAAAGCACCUCGAGGGUCGAACGCUUAUGGGAGGUAUAGUGAAGCCCGAAGAGUUUGAUUAUUUCCACGAGGGUAUCGUUCAUAUGGAACUCGGUCGCGUUUGUAGCAGGGCUGUCAUUGACGGUGUCUUGGCUGGUCUCGUCAUCGGGCUUCCACCGGUGCUUAACUAUGGUUCACCAGAGUUGAAAGCUAGAGUUGUGGCUGAGACACUUUCGGGAAAGAAAUAUCUUGCACUUGCAAUCAGUGAAGCCUUUGCUGGAAGCGAUGUUGGUGGUUUGCAAACAAUUGCAGUCCGGGAUGGAGACUACUGGGUCGUUACUGGAACGAAGAAAUGGAUCACGAACGGAACUUUCGCGGAUUAUUUUACUACGGGGUGCAAAACAGAAAGCGGAUUUACGGUCAUCCUUAUUGAGCGAGGUCCUGGGGUAACGACGAAGCCCAUUAAGACCGCAUAUUCCUCGGUAGCAGGCACUGCGUUCGUCACCUUUGAUAAGGUGCGCGUGCCAGUAACCAACACGUUGGGCAAAAUUGGUGGUGGGAUGUCGGUCAUCCUUUCGAACUUCAACCACGAGAGAUGGAUGGUAACUGCUACCUCCAUUGCGGCACAGCGAUUGGCUGUCGAGGAGUGUAUGAAAUGGUCAACCCAGCGCGUUGUUUUCGGCAAACCUCUAAAUUCACAAGCUGUAAUCCGAGCCAAGCUUGCCAACAUGAUUUGUCGCAUAGAGUCCUGCCAAAACUGGUGGGAAUCGGUCACGCACCAGAUGAACAAUAUGAACUACGCACAGCAAUCGGAUAAGCUGGCGGGUCCUAUUGGACUUCUCAAACAAUUUGUUUCUCGUUCUGGUCGGGAGACAGCAGAAGACGCUACCCAGGUAUUUGGUGGCCGGGCGCUCACUGUCACCGGAAUGGGUAAAUUCAUAGAGAACUACCACCGAACGUCAGGCUUCGAUGCCAUUCUUGCCGGUGCUGAAGACGUGUUGGGAGACCUUGGUGUCCGCCAGGCCCUAAAGAAGAUGCCGCGCGAUGCUCGGUUGUAG
This is a messenger RNA of Cyclocybe aegerita, 4530 nucleotides long. The record is from the annotation of a GenBank genome assembly. Lineage: Eukaryota; Fungi; Basidiomycota; Agaricomycetes; Agaricales; Hemipholiotaceae.